AACCUUCUUAGCUUCUUCUAGUUUGCGCUCUCUCGGAUUUCCGUCCUUACCUCCUGAUUCCUCACACCUCCGGUAUUUCUUAGCCGAACAGCAGCCAACCCCGCAUCAUCAUCCUCGAGCUGUCUGUCAGCUGCUCGUUCCAGUGCCAUCCAUGAUACGAUCGCAGUUAACGCUCGUCGUCAGCUCCUGCCCCAAGCUUAGACUCAGUAGCGAGCCGGUCAUUUGGCACACGCUUAUUCGUCGCUUAGGACGAUCGUUUUGGCUCGCUUUAUUCACCGUGGCCUUUCUGCCGAUAACGAGCCACUGAAUCCAUCAGUCGUGUGUCCGCACUCGUAGCAGGAGUGGUCAGUUAGUCGGUGUCAGUGAUUAACGCGGAUAGCUUUAUCUACAGAGGUCUUUAGGGAGCUAUAUACGUCAGUCGUAGUGUACCCACUCGUAGCAGGAGCCGUACCUGCAAGCAACGCCAUAACGCGGUCAGUUAGGUCAUUCUCUCUCAACGGCAUGGCUGCGUCCAGCAGUACUCGAAAGCGGCAGGCUGCUGGAAUCUCGCGAUCGGCUCUGUCUGAUGUCACCAACGACCCAUCCAAGAAGCUUCGCACUCCGUCGCCUACCAGUACCAAACCCACUACUGCGAGGAGCAAUCCCGCGACACCUGCGACGCCUGCGACGCCUCCAACGGACUCUCAGAGCUCGAAACGCGUAGAAUCGGGCGUCACACUCGCCCCGUCUUUGCCGCCGAUUCCGCGCUCCGCAUCAUCACUCGACGUCGACGGCGCGGCAGUCGCUGCAGGGGGACGAAGCGGCGGAGGAGGCGGCGAAGGCGUUGGAAAGCGGACGCGUGCCACGUGGCAGAUUAGCAGCGAGAUCGGCGCUGCGCUGGAGCGGCAGCAGUCGUUGCCUGCGCGCUACUGGAGGAGAUGUGAAGGGGCAAGGCUCGACAGCGGGGCAAGACUUGGGAUUGGGAACAAGGGCGAAGAGAUGGAAGGUUUGCAUGAGGGGGGGGUGAAAUAAGGCAUCCAGGCGAAUGUACAGGAAGACCUGGGUAGUGAGCCAACAUGGGGUGCAGUACGGAAGAGUAGGGUUGGCACCAAGAGUAGAGUGCAGUACACCUGAGUUUCCUUUUUGGGAAC
Messenger RNA from Closterium sp. NIES-67, 1130 nucleotides. The record is from the annotation of a GenBank genome assembly. NCBI's taxonomy places the organism in Eukaryota, Viridiplantae, Streptophyta, Zygnematophyceae, Desmidiales, Closteriaceae.